GACAACUGAAAUCAAAUGAUAUCAGGUUUGUUCUAGCAAACAGUCAAACUAGUCAGAAACCGUCAGCAAACAGUUGGUCAGUGAGAGAACAUAAUAGAGAGUCACCAGUGCUAUCCCCUCUACUCGCACUGGUCGACUAUUCGCUGAUGGUUUGAAACCGUUUGAAACUGAUGCUAAAACAAACCUAAUGUUAACCCCUAUAACUAGCAUGCUGUCAGUUAACACCUUAAGUCCUACGUGUCACAGAUGCUGUUCAGCUGUGAUCUUGCCGAACCGUGUGAGAUUACAGGUGUGUCUCUGACGGGAUGUAAAGUAAUGCAAUAUUCGCAACUAAUCCUCAACACUUUGAUUUAGUAAAAUAAGAACCGACAAGCCACAACAUCUGCACUCCAGACCAGUAAACCAAAAUGGAUACAGUUGAUUUCUGCAGAAAGUUCACUGAAUUGCAAGGUGAUUUAAUAAGUGAAAGAAGAGAAUAUUUAUUCAGACUGAUUAGAACACCCUCACUGUUUACAAGUGAAGCUCAAUUAAAAAGUGCCUUACAAAAUCUUAAACCUGCUACCUAUCAACAACAUCUAUUCUAUAUAGACACAUUGAUAUAUUUCAGAAGGAUUGAUGAGCUUUUGGAAAUAUUCUUACAAGGGAACGUGAUUUAUACAAACAGGAUUUUUAAGCAAUCAUGGUUUCUUGAGUUGAUUUUAAAAGAUAAAGAAGUUCAUUGUUUUGUUAAUGAGUUUUUGCCCCUUGUACCUUACUCUAUCAAAUGUAGAUUGAUUGUCACAGCUUCAAAAUUAUGGAACCAAGAAAAGAAUGAUGCUUUAUUUGAUGCUGUUUAUAUCAGAUAUGGUCUUACUUUGGCUGUACCCAUAUUACACCAUUGUUCCUUACCAAAAGUAGAAUUUCAAAUUAAAGAAAAUGAUUUGAGGUUACGUUCCAAGCAAAUACUUCAGUUGUAUGAAAGAGAUGAAAAUUUCUUGCAGUUGUAUUUGAAUCAUCACAAACGACUUAGAAACAACGCAUACAAUGAGAAGAGAGUUGUAAGAUGUUUAUUGAGGAAAAAUCCUACAUUAUUCCUAAAAAUUAUAAAAGAAGAUAUAAUUAAAACACCCUAUUUAGGAAAAAGCUGUUCAAAACGUUUGUUAAAAUCUGUUAGGGAAGAUUUGUUUUUAAACGUAAAGUUUUAUUUAACUUUUGUGAAAAAAUCAGUUGUAAUGUGGAGAUUGAGAGCCGAUUUGAAAUUUGAAAAAUUAUAUGAGCAAACUUUUGCAACAUCUUUUACCGAAAUUAGUAAUAACCCCAGUAAUUCAUUGUUAAAGUACUACCCCAAGUCUCGUCACUGGAAUCUAUUCCUACAAACCUGUAAUGAAAAGUUUCCCGAUAAAAACCUAGAAGAUAUUCUACUUGCCUUAGAUAAUGUAGAGCAGUUACACCCUCCGAGAGACCUUGUAUGGAAAUGGGCAGAGCUAAAUUAUGAGAAGCAUAUGGGAUAUAAAUGGGCAUACCAGAAGUUUCUAGGGUACUUUGAACCUUCAAAGGCGAUUGUUCUUAUAAAGGAGAAGAUUAAUUUAACAUCUGAAAUCUCUGAAAGAUGUCUGCUAGUUGAUCUUAUGUUGAAGUCUUGCCAAAGAAGUAAUAAUUUGACUGUACUAGAAGAAGUGCUGAAGUAUAUAUGUUUUAGGCACAGGAAUGAAGAUUUUGAAUUCAGAAACACAAUAUUGCAUAAAAUACGGCUUUAUUUUGAUCCCCAGCAGUUUAACGGAAACCAUUGGAAGUGUAUUGACGAGAUCAUCCAAAUUAUGAGAAUCCAAAAAGAAUAUAGUUACGCUGAUCAUCCAGACUUACAAGAGGAAUACAUAGAAUUUUUAUUUCUAAGCGGAAAAGACUACAAAAAGGAUCUUAUGGAUUAUAUAUACGACAAUCAGUCUCAUUAUAUACAUCUAACACUGAAGAAUAUUUCGGUCCAGAAGCGUAUCUACACUGCAGUAUUAAACAUUUUACCUGAAGUUACUUGCGAGGAUCCAUUUGUUUACAAAAAGAUGAAAUUUAACUAUUUAAAUAUGGUGAAAAACUUCAGCAUGAGGCAUCCAGAACACUGUAUAAACAUAUCCGAUUUUCCUGUAUAUAUGGAUACGAUUGAAAGUGUUGUGUCCAAAGUCAAUAAUUUUGAUAUCUACGAUAGAUCUUUGCUAUUAUUGACAAUACAAUACAACUACAAAUUUCCAGACAACACAGUUUGGCUUAAUGUUGAUAUUGUCGAAUUAAUAAUGAAAAUGAUAAGUGAUGCAGCACAUAUGUGUGGAUUUGAUGUAUUAUUUGAAGAGUUUCUUUGUAAGAAGCAUCGAACACAGUUUGAACACGAUCUAUUAGAGCUUUAUUUUAGCUGUUUAAUAAAUAAUUACAUGAAUGGAUAUGUUGUUAAUUGGUUCAUAAUGAAUGAACCGAAAUUUCUUGUACCUUACUUUAGAAAAAUAGCAUAUAAAAGUAUUUCUACAGUGUUUCUUAAACACUUAGACGUUAUCAAGCAUUAUUCGCACUUAGGAUUUGAUGAAAUACUAUGUCGUAUUUAUAAAGAACAGUUAGAUAAUGAUGAUGUAGUAAAUCAUAAACGAUUACUUGAAAAUUUACAACUAUUACUUCCUACGAGUGAUUUCCUAGAACUUGUUAAGGAAAAAUAUAUACCGCAACAAGAUAAGUUCACAGAAACAGAACAGAAGAUUGUCCUCUAUAUAAACUAUCUGCGCUGUGAUGCUGCUAGAUUACUGGUUAGCGUAACUGAACCUGAUAAAGCUAUACCAAUUGCCUUACAGUUUUGUAGAGGAGACUACCUCCGUUCAGGUAUUAGAUCAUUAUAUUCAAGCUUCUAUAAAACUGCCGAACAAACAUUGUAUCCUUAUAUAGAAGCUGUGUCACGUUUAUCUGUUCCUAUUAGAAAACAUGCGAUUUUUUUGAGCUGCGCAUUGAUGAACAAAGAAUGCGUCUUAAACGUGCUCGAAGUAGCUAAAGAAACUGAUAUUUCAGUUCAAAAAAACCAUUUUUCGGCAUCUUUGAAAUUUUUCUUGAAACAUCCAUCCCAAAAGUAUUUAGAUGAAAUCCUAAAAGAAAUUGGUGGAGCGAAUGGAUUAGAUAGAAAGUUGGUGUACACUCUGGUGAAAGUGAAAAUGCCUUUAAAGUACAGAACAGUAUAUUUAGAAAAUAGCUGGAAAUUUGUUGAAGGAUUAAGAGAAGCAUGGACGUUAAAUAUUACGAAGUAUCUAGGUAAAAUACUGCGCCAAGUACAUACGGAUAUGUUGAGGUCAUUUUCAGAUAGUUUCAUAGUGCAUGUAGUCAAAAGUUAUUUCACAAUCACCGAACAAAAUAGACCGGAUAAUUUUGAUACAUUUUUAGUACAACUCUUAAAGCAUAGACCUGAAAAUAGGACUCUUAUAUUAGAUGUAAUAUUUUCAAACCAAUCGAAUAUACCAAAUCUAUCACAAAUACAUUUCUUUAAGAUAUUGUGCAAAUAUAUACGUAAGAAAGACAUUGACACACAACUUAUAAAUUCAGUUCGGCAAUAUUGGAAUAAUUUUAGUGUGCUGGGCAGUUUUGAUCAACAUGUUCCUCUCAAACUAAUUGCAUUGCAAAUUGACAGUUCCACUACGGCUGAAUUUGCAAUUGGUGUAAUAGACUACUUAGAACAGUUAAUGUCUGAAUUUGGGCCUUCGAUUUAUUGGAUUUUUGAGCAGCAUAUUCAUUUUAUUUGUAUUAACAUGAAUGAUGAGGAAAUAUUAUCAUUUUGUUCAGAGGCUAUACAUUAUAAAAUCAGUGCAACUGUCUGUAUACUGAUUAUGAAUCUUAUUAAAAAUAUUAAAACAGAAAAGAAGAAACUAAUAAUGACAGAGUUGAAAAACAUUGAAAUACCUAUUGUUCAGAUUUAUCUCAAUCAACCAUUAACCCAUUAACGCCCAAGUUUUUUUUAUUUAAAAAUCUUUACUUUUCGGGUUAAUUUGAUGAAAAUGUUAAUAGUUUAAUCCAAAAAAACAAGUUUUUCGGUUUCCUGUCUUUUUUUAAAAAAAUUAUAUGGUGUUACCAUAUGGUAACGCUGGGCGCUUAAGGAAUUUUUAGGAUCGUUGAAACCAAAAUUUUGAAUUUUUUUUUUAAAUAUUUAUUUGAGAACAUUUUCGUCGUCUGGUGUGGUAUCCUAUAAAACAAUUAACAUACAAACCAACGUUGCAUUUUUUACACAUUGUUCGUCCAGAUGUUGUACAUCUGUCUCUAGCACAUCUCCUUCUACUGCUUGAUGUAACAAAUGGUCGAGGCGAUCAAAACGAAGAUCUGGCAAGUUCUGUCUAUGUAGACUAGGUCUUCCUGUAUAUAAGGGACGACUUCCAUAUCUUGCAAGAAGAACUUGGACCAAUUCUCUCCUAAACAAUAGCAAGGAUAUAUUUUUUUUAUUUUUUUUAUAUAAAUGCCAUGAAUUACGGACUGCAACAUCCAACAACCAUGUUACAAUUUGUCAGUAUCAUUUUUACUGCAAAUUGCUACUCGGUAGGUUGAAACACCUUGAUCCAUCCAGUCGGUACCCACCAUAUUUGGUUGCAUUCAGCAAUAUAGUGAGACCGACUUACUUGAAUGUGGCCCUUGAACGGACGUCCAUCUUUUUCUAUAAAUUUAAACCACACUGUCAUAUGAUUAUCUCUCGACGGUUGAGAAAAGGCUAAAAUACGAAUCUGUUACGUUUUAUGGGUGCCUGAAGUAUUCCUAGAAACGAUGGUUCUGAAAAUAUAUGGCUGACUAAUUCCAUGGGCUAUAAAAUAUAUGUUACGUAUGGGAUGUCCACGAGAUACUUUACGUGAAGAUCCCUAGGUUCAUUAAUAUAAAAAUACUCAAGUGCCGCUUAAAACCAAGUUUUUAUUACUUUUUCGGUGAACUUUACAAGAUGGACUUGACUUUACAAAAUGAUUGACGUUACUUAUAUUAACACACUUUUUUCAAUUUUUUGGAAAUAUUGAUAUAAGGCAUUCAUAUAUAUUUAUUAAGAAUUUUUAAAAAUCAUGUGUUUUACGUUACCAUAUGAAGAGCUCAAGAAUAAAAGGAUGAGGGUUCAAAAAGACAAGUUUUGAGAUAUUAAGUUUUUAAGUUUUAAAACUAGAUAUAAAAAUAAUUAACAGAAAAGGCACUUGAUUUUGGUUACUAAAUCAUUCAAUAACUUACAGGGAAGGUAUAGGUUAUGUUUUUGUGUUAUCAAUUUACAAAUUACUAUAAAUAUAUUAUCUUUUUAUGUCAUGAAAUCUCAAGCUAAAUGGAUGAGGGUCCAUUAACGUGUCUUAAAAUGAAACUAAAAAUACAGAUAAAGUAGUCUAUAUUACAAAUAGUUUAUAUUGCAAGUAGUUACAGAUAAUAUACAAUGAAAAAUAAACGCUUUAAGCAUGUGGCAGUGCGUCAAAAUAUGCUUGAGACUUAACAGAGCAAAAUUUUUUCAAAUGUUGGAUAUCGUCGAAUUUUGCUUUAUUUAAAGGUAAAAGUCCACAAUAUGCUAGCUCUGGUAGGUGAAAACAGCCUUCAGGUAGUGAAAUUUGUUUCCUCUAAGGCUUAGUAACAAUAUUUUCUUCAUUUAGGCCAUUAACAGUUUGACGAUGUAACAUCAUUCGAGGGUGAUGAGAAACGAUGCUUAGUUGCCGUACAGGUCGUGUUUUGAAAUGACAACUUUUUGUAUACAAAGGAGAAAGAAACUUAGUCCAUGACUUAAAUAUUUCCUGGUUCUCGCAAGAAAUAACUCUAAAUGGUGUUGGUUUGGAUCUGGAGUGUUCAAUAAUUUCGUUCCACUCCGAAGGGGUUUUAACCACAGAUUUUUGAUUGAUUAAGCCCAUGUUCCUGUCACACUCGAGGUACGAGUGGCCUCUGAUUGGAAAAAACAUUGUUAUUUUAUCAAGUCUCUUAGUGUAGUGUACAAUGUAGUGAAGCAUACGGAAAACGGCGUAAUUUUUAUCCUGACCUGCGCAUGAAUCGCAGAAAAUUUUAAGCACUUUUACUUGCAAGUCAAGGUGAUUAAAAAUAAAAUCCCAAAGCAAGGAACAAACCUCAUCACCUCCUUUCUUGCCAUAGAUUUCUGCAUAGGUAUAAAAAAAAGAUUCUGAGUCUGAAAGUUUAUGUAUGUUGAACAUGUAAACUGAUAGUUGCCUACGAUAAUACACAUCGUUAGUACUAAUAUUUGGGACAGGCAAAUUCUUUUGGAAAUCCAUUGCAAUCGCUUCUUUUGUUUUGUCUUUUUGUGCUUCAAGCCUAGCACUUCAAAAAUGUAAUAACAUCAAUCUACACCAAAAUAACAGAAAACUAUAAACACAGAUAUGUACGUUUACAAACCUCUGGGCAACAAACAACUCUAAUAGCAGAGAUCUCUGUGGUCAGAAGUCUGAAGUAGGUGGACUGUCAUCCUUUUAGCCUGCGUUUGUAGCACCUUCAUUCUUUUAGCCUAGAAGACCUAUUUUUCAAAGCUGAAUGGCUAGUACACCGUCAUCUUUAUUGCUUAGUUAGAUACCAUACAAUAUUUUACAUGGGAUAAAGUACAAAAAAUUCGUAUUAUCUCCAUAAUGACGUAUAAUGGACCCUCAUCCUUUUAGCUUUGAGCCCUUCAUAUGGUAACGCUGGGCGCUAAUGGGUUAAAUCAUGUGUCACUGCCCCAGACCUAUUGGUAGAUAGCGGCGAUUUUUGCAGUUACUCGAGCGCGUUAGAAAAUCACAUGGGGAGAAACGUUAUUAUAUUGAAUCCUGUGUAAAUGUACCCCUACCAUAUAUUGAAUCUUAAUACAGGGGAGUUCGUUGAUGGGGGUCCGAAAAAAAUCUAUCCUUAGAAAAAUUCGAAGUCGUUAGAUUACAUGCAGAACAGUGUAUAUUUUAAAAAUCUGAAAUGGGUGAGUCACAAAGUUUCACAAGAAAAAAACGACUAUUUUGAGAAAUAAACUUCAGAUCGAAAACCUAAAAAAUACGUGCUCAAUAUUUUUCAAAAAUCUAUUGAAUGAUACCAAACACGACCCCCACGGAAGCGGGGUGGGGGUUACUUUAAAAUAUUAAAUAGGAGACCCAUUUUUUAUUGCAGAUUUGGAUUCUUUACGCCAAAAUAUGUAACUUUUAUUCGAGACACUUGACACUUUUUUGAAUCAUGGGUAGAUGGCGCUAUAAUCGGAAAAAAACGAUUGUUGGAAAUGGAAAAUUAAAUUAAAAAAAUGGAAAGUCCCCACUUAAAUGGAAAACUGUACUUAACUUUUUUUGGUUUUAGGACCUAAUCUUCACAACCCAAUAGGUCUUCAUAACGCUCGAGUAACUGCAAAUUUAGCAUAUUUUCCACCCCUACUAUAUCUUAUAUAUAAAAAUCAACUGCUGUUCGUUAGUCUCGCUAAAACUCGAGAAUGGUUGGAGCGAUUUGGCUAAUUUUGAUGUUGAAUUAUUUGUGGAAGUUCAGGGAAGGUUUAUACUGUAUUAUAUCGUCAUUUUAGUAGUCACCAAAAAUUUUACAUCUAUAUGUAUAAAAUGCUCUUUUUUACAAUGUUUGUUGCCAUACUCUUCCGAAACGACUGGCCGAUUUUUAUGAAAUUUGGCAGAUAUAUUCGACCGGACUGGGAGUAGGUUGUUAUCUAUAUUUCAUAUCCGUGGGUCAUAAGGGGGGUUGUCCCCUGAUAUCUUUUUCUAUUUUUUCGGACAAACUUGUCCGAAACAAGUUUUUGUGACAAACUAAAGAUGGAGUGCAAUUUGUUGCGAUUAUUUCAUGAAUAAAACUGAUCAAAACCAAAAUUUUAUUGUAAUUUAUUUAUGUAAGUACAAUUAAACACACAGUUGUUAUAAAUAUUUGACGGUUGAAAGUCAUCACUUUUAUAAUUUUUAAAACAUUAAUUGUCAUUAAUGUCACUGAAUGUAUUUUUUCGUAGCAACGAAGGGCAUCUGACGUAAUAUACUUGACGACGGGAUAUUAUCAAAAAUUAUCAGUUUAAUUUUUAUUUCUGUAGCUUUCUAUUGGUCAGAAUCUCCUAUGAAUGAAAUAAUCCACGUAUAUUCGACCGGACUGAGAAUAGGUUAUUUAUUUUUCAUAUCCUUACGUCAUAACGGGAGCUGCCCCCCUAAUAUAUUUUUUUAUUUUUUUGGUCAAACUGUUUUUUCUUAAUUUUGUGUGAUGUGGAAGGGAAAGGUAAAUACAACCCUAAAUUUUCACUCUUCUAUCUUCAACCGUUAUUUUUUAAUAGCCAUCUAAAUUUUGACAUCUUAUAUAUAAAAAUCAAUUGCUGUUCGUUAGUCUCGCUAAAAGUCGAGAAUGGCUGAACCGAUUUGGCUAAUUUUGAUGUUGAAUUAUUUAUGGAAGUUCAGGAAAGGUUUAUACGGUUUUAUAUCGUCAUUUUAGUAGCCACCAAAAAUUUUACAUCUAUAUGUAUAAAAUGUUCUUUUUACAAUGUUUGUUGCUAUACUCCUCCGAAACGAUUUUUAUGAAAUUUGGCAGAUAUAUUCGACCGGUCUGGGAGUAGACCGGGAACCGAAAUUUUCUGACGAACGGCAAGUAGGAGAAAAGUUCUGAGCACACGAAAAGAACAAGCAGCAAAUGAUAAAAUUUUAUUUCAUUUUAUUAAAUAUUAAAUAUUUUUGUUAGAUUCUAUUUACUUACUUUUAUUUAAUUUAAUUAUUUUUUUGAUUUAUUUAUUAUUUUUAGUUUAUUCAGUUUUAUUUACUUUUAUUAAAUUUUAUGAAAUUUUAUUUUAUUUAAUGAUAUUUAAGUUUAAUUUGGUAAGAGCGCCUACGAAUGGUGGUGAGUUCGAAUCUCACCAGGGUCAGGAAUUUUUCGUUUAUUAUAAAUUAAUGGAUGGAAAUAGUUUCUGUCCUUGUGAGAUCGGUACUCACCGGAGUGACCGCAGACGUUCGGAUACAAUUAGCGUCUCUUUGAAAAGACAAUGAUGUCGACUUUGCAAAGUAACAAGACACUUACUCUACACACACACCCUACACAUGACACUAAGUACCUAACAGCAAAUAUUCACCGUACAUACCAUGCCAAUGGCCAUUAGUUGUCGAGGCAUUAGCUAAAUAAAAAAAAUUAGAAUUUAAAUUUGUUUAUUGUUCAUAUAAAUAUCUGUAAUACAAAAUUUUAUCCAUCCACAUAAAAUAAUAAUAAAAUUAUUUGUACAUUUUGUUAUGUUUCUUUUAUAUUUGUAUUUUUUAAUAAAACAUUUUAUUACCGCUAA
This is a messenger RNA of Diabrotica virgifera virgifera (western corn rootworm), 9196 nucleotides long. RefSeq lists its product as uncharacterized. The record is from RefSeq and is a predicted model, not a curated record. Lineage: Eukaryota; Metazoa; Arthropoda; Insecta; Coleoptera; Chrysomelidae. The transcript is spliced from 4 exons. Bases 408 to 3938 code for a protein of 1176 amino acids.